Messenger RNA from Spirometra erinaceieuropaei, 594 nucleotides. Lineage: Eukaryota; Metazoa; Platyhelminthes; Cestoda; Diphyllobothriidea; Diphyllobothriidae. The record is from the annotation of a GenBank genome assembly.
AUGGAUCAGCUGACUGCGCUCUUCCAGGAGAUGUGGCCUCAAGGUGAAUUCCCGCAAGAUUUCAAGGACGCAACUAUCGUGCACCUUUACAAGCGCAAAGGGAAUCGCCAAGUCUGUGACAAUCACCGCGGCAUCUCCCUACUGAACAUCGGCGGGAAGAUCUACGCUCGCAUCCUGCUAAACCGCCUCAACAACCAUCUGGAACACGGCCUGCUGCCGGAAAGCCAAUGCGGCUUCCGUCGUCAUCGUGGGACCACGGAUAUGAUCUUCGCAGCCCGCCAACUUCAGGAGAGGUGCCAGGAGAUGCGGACCCACCUGUACUCUACCUUCGUGGACCUGACGAAAGCCUUCGACACGGUGAAUCGUGAAGGACUGUUGAAGAUCAUGCAGAAAUUCGGCUGUCCGGAGCGAUUCACUCAGAUGGUGCGUCAGCUGCACGACGGUAUAAUGGCGCGAGUCACGGACAACGGAGCUGUCUCAGAGGCAUUCGCAGUGACCGACGGCGUGAAGCAGGGCUGUGUGCUGGCGCCUACCCUCUUCAGUCUUAUGUUCUCUGCUAUGCUGAUGGACGCCUACCGCAACGAACACCCUUGA